This is a messenger RNA of Octodon degus (degu), 4561 nucleotides long. RefSeq names its product pyruvate dehydrogenase phosphatase regulatory subunit (gene Pdpr). The record is from RefSeq and is a predicted model, not a curated record. Bases 59 to 2695 code for a protein of 878 amino acids. Lineage: Eukaryota; Metazoa; Chordata; Mammalia; Rodentia; Octodontidae. Gene Ontology annotation, cellular component: mitochondrion; mitochondrial matrix; cytoplasm. The transcript has 17 exons. Gene Ontology annotation, molecular function: protein binding; oxidoreductase activity.
AGUUCUUGGGAUCUCCUUCACUGAGUGAGAGCAUAUCUCCCGGUUGGUGACAGACGUGAUGUUUCACCGGUUCCUGUCGAUUAUCCGAAGCCAAAGAACCAGCCCAAGAUGGCAGAACCAGUGUUUGGCGAGAAGCAGUGCGUCGGCUUCUGAGGCCCAUUCUGUUACCCUGCCUGCCCAGGCCGAGGUGGUCAUCUGUGGGGGUGGAAUCACAGGCACAUCUGUGGCCUAUCACCUCUCUAAGAUGGGGUGGAAGGACAUCGUACUUCUGGAGCAGGGGAGGCUGGCUGCUGGCUCUACCAGGUUCUGUGCUGGCAUCCUGAGCACUGCCAGGCACUUGACCAUCGAGCAGAAGAUGGCAGACUACUCAAACAAACUCUACCAGCAACUAGAGCAAGAAACGGGGAUCCAAACAGGCUACGUGAGGACAGGCUCUGUCUUUCUGGCCCAAACACAAGACCGGCUCAUCUCCCUGAAGCGCAUCAACUCAAGGCUGAAUGUUAUAGGGAUCCCUUCUGAGAUCAUCUCCCCCAAGAAAGUGGCCGAACUGCACCCUUUCCUCAACAUGCACGACCUGGUGGGGGCCAUGCACGUUCCUGAGGAUGCGGUGGUGUCCUCCGCCGAUGUGGCCCUGGCCCUGGCAAGUGCCGCUUCCCAGAAUGGUGUUCAGAUUUAUGACCGAACAAGUGUUCUUCAUGUAAUGGUCAAAAAAGGCCAAGUGACUGGUGUGGAGACAGAUAAAGGACAGAUUGAGUGCCGGUAUUUUGUCAACUGCGCUGGUCAGUGGGCAUACGAGCUGGGUCUGUCCAACGAGGAGCCGGUUAGUAUCCCGUUACAUGCCUGCGAACACUUCUACCUUCUGACUCGCCCCUUGGAGACCCCUCUGCAGAACAACACACCAACUAUCGUGGACCCUGAUGGAAGAAUUUAUAUUCGGAACUGGCAGGGUGGCAUCUUGUCUGGGGGCUUUGAGAAGAACCCGAAACCUAUUUUUACUGAGGGCAAGAACCAGCUGGAAAUUCAAAAUCUACAGGAAGACUGGGAUCAUUUUGAGCCCCUGUUGAGUUCCCUCCUGCGUCGGAUGCCAGAAUUGGAGACACUGGAGAUCAUGAAGUUGGUGAACUGCCCUGAGACCUUCACGCCAGACAUGAGAUGCAUCAUGGGCGAGUCUCCUGCGGUCCGUGGCUACUUUGUUCUGGCAGGGAUGAACUCCGCGGGCCUGUCCUUCGGUGGAGGGGCUGGGAAGUACCUCGCCGAAUGGAUAGUAAAUGGUUACCCCUCAGAAAACGUCUGGGAAUUGGACCUGAAACGCUUUGGAGCCCUCCAGAGCAGCCGUACCUUCUUGCGCCACCGGGUCAUGGAAGUCAUGCCUUUAAUAUAUGACCUUAAGGUUCCUCGUUGGGACUUCCAAACUGGCAGGCAGCUGCGUACUUCUCCUCUGUAUGACCGGCUGGAUGCUCAAGGGGCCAGAUGGAUGGAGAAACAUGGAUUUGAAAGGCCAAAGUACUUUGUUCCACCUGACAAGGACCUCCUUGCAUUGGAGCAGAGCAAGACUUUCUACAAGCCAGACUGGUUUGACAUUGUAGAGGCUGAAGUCAAGUGCUGUAAGGAGGCGGUGUGUGUGAUCGACAUGUCCUCUUUCACAAAGUUUGAGAUAACAUCUACCGGGGACCAGGCGCUAGAUGUUCUGCAGUUCCUCUUCUCCAACGACCUGGAUGUGCCUGUGGGCCACAUUGUGCACACAGGCAUGCUCAACGAGACCGGGGGCUACGAGAAUGACUGCAGCAUUGCACGCCUGAGCAAGCGCAGCUUCUUCAUGAUCUCUCCAACCGACCAGCAGGUCCACUGCUGGGCCUGGCUCAGGAAGCACAUGCCUGAGGACAGCAGCCUGGUGCUGGAGGAUGUCACUUGGAAAUACACAGCCCUCAACCUGAUUGGCCCGCGGGCUGUGGAUGUGCUCUCUGAACUGUCCUAUGCCCCUAUGACUCCAGACCAUUUCCCAACUCUGUUUUGCAAGGAGAUGAGCGUGGGCUACGCGAAUGGGAUCCGGGUGAUGAGCAUGACCCACACGGGAGAGCCGGGCUUCAUGCUGUACAUCCCCAUCGAGUAUGCUCUCCAUGUGUACAAUGAAGUGAUGAAUGUUGGGCAGAAGUAUGGAAUCCGGAAUUCUGGGUAUUACGCCCUCCGCAGCCUCCGAAUUGAGAAGUUUUUUGCCUUCUGGGGCCAGGAUUUAAACACGCUCACCACGCCGCUGGAGUGUGGACGAGAGUCUCGGGUGAAGCUGGAUAAGGGCAUGGACUUCAUGGGCCAGGAUGCACUGCUGCAGCAGAAGCAGAAUGGGGUGUACAAGCGCUUCACCAUGUUCAUCCUGGAGGACCAUGACACUGACCUGGACCUCUGGCCAUGGUGGGGGGAGCCUAUUUACCGGAAUGGCCGGUAUGCAGGCCAGACCACCAGCAGUGCCUACAGCUAUAGCCUGGAGCGCCACGUGUGCCUGGGCUUUGUGCACAACUUUUCAGAGGACACUGGGGAGGAGCAGGUGGUCACAGUAGAUUUCAUCAACAGGGGAGAAUAUGAGAUUGACAUUGCAGGCUGCCGGUUCCAGGCCAAGGCCAAGCUCUACCCUAUUGCCUCCCUCUUUACACACAAGCGCCGAAAGGAUGAUGUGGAGCUGAGUGACUUGCAUGGGAAGUAACGCCAGGCACUGUUGCCAGCUUCUCCCCAUCUCACUUGAGGAGCAUCACCGUGAGCUUCCCUUUCCCUGACAGUUCCUCCUCACCAAACCUUUGCCUCGCAUUUCUUAUCUUCUUGAUAAUACUUUUGAACUUGACCUGCUUUUAAACUUGCAGGCUUUCUUGUCUUCCCAUCCAUCCCCUGUUCAGAGUCCCAUGGUGGCAGGAAGUGUACCUAACAGGGUGAGCUUCCCUGUGGAACUGUGUUAAAGUGACAGGCUGAUUUUAAAUUGUCUCUCAAAACAAGGCCUGCAUUGUUUGUUGUCCAGCCCUCAGGGAAGAAUCUCUCCCUGGGCUACAGCUCCUCAGAGAAGCCUGUGUGUGAUGCAGCCUCUGAAAUAGCUUGUGCCUUUUAGCCAGGCAGAUCAUUGUCCUGUCCUUUGCACUGUGGGCUGGCACCUGAUACCUCUAGCAAGAGGAUCAUCUACCUCACUGAAGGGAGGAAGCACAUGGAUGCUGUGUGGGCCAUAGGAGACACAAGCAGUUAACUGGCACUGUCCUCAUUUGCCCCUGGAGCCAGUUCUCACAUCUUUGGGCCAGGGCAGCCUGCCUGCGAUUUUUUGUUUUUCAUCUCUUGUUCAUCCCUGUAAUGGGGUAGUUUUUUGUUUCCUAGCUAAGGAAAUAAGUAUGCCUAUGUUGGAAUGUCACCACCAAUGCUGGAUUUUCUGCUGUGAAGACAGUGCUGCUUUCUCUUUGUGCUAUGCAAAGGUCAGUUGUCCUCUAGGUUUUCUUCCUUGCGUGACUCUCAGCCUCUCCUCUACCCUGCGCCCACAGCUCACGAGCUCAGCGUGUCUUCCUUCCUUUAGCAUGGGGAAGGGACAGUUAGGCUGGCCAGAUGAGUAAAGCUUGUUCAUGCCGAGCUCACAGUGAAACUUGGAACUUUACAUCCUGGCAUGGAAGAAAACAAAGUCAGAGAUGCGUCCGUCCAGAGUUUGUGAGUGCAGUAGCUGUGAGUUUGUAAAGUGAGAGGGCUGCUUUCCUCUUUUCCUCGAAGCUCGUUCUCCAGCACCGAGUGUGCCCUGCACCCUGGUGAGGAGUGUCUGUUUCCACAUGGGAAAGCUUGGAGGUCACAGACAAAGCUAUCCAACCCCAACACAUUUCCCCUUGCAUAUAAACUGCCCUCACUGGGUUUUAAUUAGUGUAAAAAAAAAAAAAAACAACAACUACUAGAAAUUUAACUCUGCCAUAGUCUCUCUCAUCUCGGUAUCUUGGAAGCAUUAGUUCAGCUAAACCUGUAGGAAUAGUAAAGAUCAUGUAAUGAGAGCAGCUUAACAUUCCCAGGUUUCUGCCUCAUUCAGCCUUGCUGCAAAACCUGUUACCACUCAGGCAGACUGGCCCCUCCUGCCUGGUUAGUGACUUAAGUGUCUACCUAUGUGGGGGGAUCUUGGUUGAUGUGUUAAGGAAGAGUGUGGUUAUAACUCAGUUGGUGGCCUUCAUGUUUUGGAGCAAGCACGCAUUUCACUUGCUGAGACCUGCUGCUUUUGGGCAGCCAGGAGAGCGCUCUGAGCAGCAGCAGCCGCCAGGAAGGACCUGGAGGAGAGGGCCAGCCCCAUGCCACGUUGGACAGAUGGAAGCAGGAGUCCCAGAUAGCCACACGCUUUCACAUGUUUGCACCACUCCAAGUCUAUCUUUGUAAAUGAAAUUUUAUUUCAAAUUAAAUCCAAAAGAAAUUCUUGGUUUAUGCACAGACAAUACAACUGUGGCAAUAAAUUUGUGCUGUUACACAGAAGUGUCAUCACGUAAGUUCCAUAUUGAAAAAGUAAAAGCCACCUCAAUUUAUUACUCACACAGUAUAUUCAAGGUAGAUGUCAGUGCCUCUAUUUUUUUUU